This is a messenger RNA of Pleuronectes platessa (European plaice), 2899 nucleotides long. RefSeq names its product unc-45 myosin chaperone B (gene unc45b). Bases 107 to 2899 code for a protein of 930 amino acids. NCBI's taxonomy places the organism in Eukaryota, Metazoa, Chordata, Actinopteri, Pleuronectiformes, Pleuronectidae. Gene Ontology annotation, molecular function: Hsp90 protein binding. The record is from RefSeq and is a predicted model, not a curated record. The transcript is spliced from 20 exons.
UCUGAACCGAACACUGGAGACUGGAGGUGAAGGCCGUCUACGUGGGACAAAAAAACUGAAGAACGGAUCCAUAGAAGAGGAUCGAGCAAGACACACAAUCCCUAAGAUGGGAGACGCAAUCCAGUUAAAAGACGAGGGAAACAAACACUUCCAGGCUGGAGAAAUUGACAAAGCCAUUGACUGCUACACCGCAGCCAUCAAGCCAUGCAAAGACAAAAAGGUGCUGGCUGUCAUUUACAGGAACAGAUCAGCAUGCUACCUCAAAAAGGAAAACUAUGCCAUUGCAGCAUCUGAUGCAUCAAAAGCAAUUGAUGUAGAUGCAGCGGACAUUAAAGCUUUGUUCCGGCGAUGUCAAGCUCUGGAGAAACUGGGGAAACUAGACAUGGCUUUCAAAGAUGUGCAGAGAUGCGCCACCAUCGAACCAAAGAACAAGACCUUCCUGGAGACUCUCCGUAGACUGGGGGCAGAAAUCCAGGCCAAGCUUAAGACAACAUUCUCUACAGAUUCGAGAGUACAGAACAUGUUCGACAUCCUCCUCGAUGAAGAGAUGGAAAAAGACAAGCGGGAAAAGGCUGCAAAUAACCUGAUUGUGCUGUCGAGGGAGGACGCGGGAGCAGAAAGGAUUUUCCAGAACAACGGAGUCCCUCUGCUGCUCAGUAUGAUAGAGACAAGCAAACCCGAGAUGAUCCUGGCUUCUGUCCGUACUUUGUCAGGGAUGUGCACAGGACACAAGGCUCGCGCCAUGGCUAUUGUGAACAUGGUAGGGGUUGAUAAGAUGUGCAGCAUCAUGGCAGUCGACAAUGAGGAGAUUGCACUGGCAACCUGCAACCUCUUCCAGUGCAUCAAUGACUCCCUCACUGGUGGAGACUCUAAGGAUUAUGGGAAAGAAGAGGCCUUAGUUUUGGACACAUCUAAAGACCUGAAAUCCAUCCUCCUCUCAUUGCUGGAGAUGGUUCAAAAUGCGAAGGUGUCCGGCCAUGGCAGAGACCAGGCGCUGAACCUCCUGGCCAUGAAUGUGCCGCGCAAAGAAAAGAGAGGGAGAGAUAACAGUAGAACCCUCUUCACCAUCGAUCACGGUCUGAAGAAGAUCCUCAAGGUGUGCGGUCAGGUUCCUGAACUGCCAGACCAGCUGCCCUUGACAGACAACACACAGCUGAUCGCCAGCGUGCUGCUCAACAAGCUGUAUGAUGACCUCUCUUGUGACCCAGAGAGAGACAACUUCAGAGACAUUUGUGAUGACUACAUCAAAGCCAAAAUUGACCCCAACAACAUGGACAAGACCAUUCAUGCUGUCAACACAAUCUCGGGGCUGCUGCAGGGUCCCGUUGACGUCGGCAAUGCACUAGUUGGACGGCAGGGCAUCAUGGAGAUGAUGGUGGCACUGUGCGGCUCAGAGCGGGAGGUGGACCAGAUGGUUGCCGUGGAGGCGCUGAUCCACGCGUCCUCAAAGAUGGCCCGCGCCUCCUUCAUUGUUACCAAUGGCGUGUCGAUGCUCAAGGAUAUUUACAAGAAGACAAAGAAUGAGAAGAUUAAAAUUCGUGCGCUGGUGGGUCUCUGUAAACUGGGUUCAGCUGGAGGAGAUGAUUACAGUUUAAGGCAGUUUGCUGAGGGCUCCACAGAGAAGCUGGCCAAGCAGUGCAGAAAGUGGCUCUGCAAUCCCCAGAUUGAUACCAAAACAAGGAAGUGGGCUAUCGAGGGUCUCGCUUACCUGACUAAUGAUGCUGAUGUGAAAGAUGACUUUGUUGAGGACGAGCUUGCCCUGAAAGCCAUGUUUGAACUGGCCAAGUCGAAGGACAAGACGAUCUUAUACUCAGUAGCUUGCACACUGAUCAACUGCACAAACUGCUAUGAGAAGAAGGAAAUCCUCCCAGAGCUGGUCCAGCUUGCCAAGUUCUCCAAGCAACAUGUGCCUGAGCAACACCCUAAGGACAAGAAGGACUUCAUUCAGAAAAGAGUGAAUAGGCUGCUGAAAGCUGGUGUCACAUCUGCUCUAACUGUAAUGGUCAAAGCUGAUAACGCCAUCUUGACCGACCAGACCAAGGAAAUGUUAGCAAGGAUUUUCUUGGCAUUGUCAGAGGAUUCCAAAGCUCGUGGUAUCAUUGUAGCCCAAGGUGGUGGAAAGGCUUUAAUACCACUUGCUCUGGAGGGGACAGCUGUCGGAAAGGUGAAGGCAUGUCAUGCCCUCGCCAAGAUUGCAGCUAUUUCCAACCCAGAAAUCGCCUUCCCUGGGGAGAGGGUGUAUGAGGUGGUGCGGCCUUUGGUGACCCUCCUCAACACAGAAAAUGAUGGACUGCAGAACUUUGAAGCUCUGAAAGGCCUCACCAACUUGGCCGGCUUCAGUGAAAAACUGAGAGUAAAGAUUGUGAAAGAGAAAGCUCUACCCGAGAUCGAGAACUACAUGUUUGAGGACCACGACCAGAUCCGACAGGCCGCCACUGAGUGCAUGUGCAACCUUGUGUCAUGCAAAGAGGUUCAGGAGCGUUACGUGGAAGACGGCAAUGAUAAGCUGAAGCUGCUGAUUCUGCUGUGUGGUGAGGAUGACGACUGUCUUCAGAUAGCUGCAGCUGGAGCUCUGGCCAUGCUCACUGCUGCUCAGAAGAAGCUCUGCACCAAAAUGACCCAGGUGACUGAACAGUGGCUCGAGAUCCUUCAGAGGUUAUGUCUCCAUACCAACCCUAAGGUCCAGCACCGCGGCCUGGUUAUUGUCUACAACAUGCUUCACUCCGACAACAACGAGCUGGCCAAGAAGCUGAUGGAGAGCGAGCUCCUGGAAAUCCUCACCGUGAUUGGCAAGGCGGAGGAUAAUCCCAUGAGGCAGGAGCCCAUUGACGUGGCGCGCACAUGCCUUGUUAAAGCUAUGGAUCUCGGCCUCAUCAAACCCUUCACUAACCCUUCUUAA